This is a messenger RNA of Moesziomyces antarcticus, 936 nucleotides long. Its product is annotated as DUF500-domain-containing protein. Gene Ontology annotation, cellular component: actin cortical patch. The record is from RefSeq and is a predicted model, not a curated record. Gene Ontology annotation, biological process: actin filament bundle assembly; actin cortical patch localization. The transcript has 3 exons. The coding region runs from base 1 to 936 and encodes 311 amino acids. Gene Ontology annotation, molecular function: actin filament binding; phosphatidylinositol binding. Lineage: Eukaryota; Fungi; Basidiomycota; Ustilaginomycetes; Ustilaginales; Ustilaginaceae.
AUGUCCUUCCUCGACAAGUUCCGCGACGCCGCUCAGAAGGCCGGCAUCCAGGCCAACGCCUUCGCCCAGCAGACCGGUCGUGCCAUCAACGAGCAGGCCGCAACAGCGCGUGCAGGCUUCUCCUUGCCCAAAGAGUGCGACCGCUCGGCCAAGAUCCUCCAGGCUUUCCUCGCCGACCCCAACCACCCGGACUCGGCGCUCAACUCGAUCCCCAAGGCGGUCCUGCAGCAAGCCAAGGGCCUGGCCGUCUUCAGUGUGAUCAAGGCGGGCUUCGUGUGGUCGGGCAAGAUCGGCAGUGGUGUUGUGAUUGCACGUCUGCCCGACGGCAGCUGGUCGGCGCCGAGCUGCAUCGGCACCGGUGCGGUGGGCUUCGGUCUGCAGAUCGGCGCCGAUCUCACCGAGUUUGUCAUUGUCAUGAACAGCGAAGAGGCGGUCAAGGCAUUCGCACACGCCGGCAACCUCACCAUCGGAGGCAGUCUCUCGGCUGCCGCCGGGCCCAUCGGCACGGGCGGCGCGAUCAACGCUGCGAUCCGCGACCCGGCUCCGCUCUUCACCUACUCGAGAUCCAAGGGUCUGUUUGCCGGCAUCUCUCUCGAGGGCACCGUGCUCGUCGAGCGCAAGGAGACCAACAAGGACUUUUACGGCCAGCCCAUCCCGGCGGUCGACCUGCUCACGGGCAAGGUGCCCGCACCCGAGGCGGCGAGCGCCAUGUACGAGGUGGUCGAGGCCGCCGAGAUGGUCGACGAGUCGGGCAUCCCGCAGCAGGCGUACGUGCCCACUGCCGACCCGGCACACCAUGUGCCCGUCGCAGGCUACGAUCUCUCGGACAACGCCUCGGCCACCACCGCAUCCACAGCAGUCGAGCCCACAGCCGCCGCACCCGCCGCAAACAAACCCAUCUUUGACGCUGACGCGAGCGAAAAGCGAACCAACUGA